Cryptomeria japonica (Japanese cedar) is the source of this 513-nucleotide messenger RNA. RefSeq names its product proline-rich receptor-like protein kinase PERK2. Bases 1 to 513 code for a protein of 170 amino acids. The transcript has a single exon. The record is from RefSeq and is a predicted model, not a curated record. NCBI's taxonomy places the organism in Eukaryota, Viridiplantae, Streptophyta, Pinopsida, Cupressales, Cupressaceae.
AUGGGGCCCCUGCCAUGCUGCAAGCCCCGUAGGCUGCCGCCGGCACCAUUCCGGCCCUUGCCGACAGCUUUCUUCAGCCCUCACAUGCAGCUAUCACUGGCUCCCACUGGCCCUCCGGCCCCUGCCGACAGCUCCCUUUGGCCCCACCGCCGCGCUCUGCCCCCAGCCCUGCUCGUUGUCGUCGGCCUCCCUACGGCCUCCGCCAGCUCCAUGCGCUUCCCAGACCACUACUUCGCUCGUCGGCCGCUGCGCUUCCUGCGGCCUCCUCCACUCGUCGUGUCACCUACCACCCGCCUGCGACCGGGUCGCCGCCCUUUGCUGGCUUCUCCCGCCUGUCGCUGGCUUCUCCCACCCACUGUUGGCUUCUCUCACUACCGCCGGCCUCCUUGCAACCCAACAUCAUCGCCAGCCUCCCUGUCGGAGCUCCCUGCCACCAUGGCCCACACCACCACCCGGCCAGCUCCGCUACCACGGCGCGCUCCGCCGCCCGGCCACCUCGACUACCAAAAAUAG